AUACCACUCGGAAAGGUACGGUCGGCCGCAUGCUAGCAACUGUAUGCAGUGGCAUAGGCAAUUCCCAAUUGUACAGAUCACUAACGGAAACGAACGCAAACGCAGUUAGAAGUUAUUCGUGCGCACAGCCAAUAGACGGAUCAGCGGCUGGUAAUACGGAGCGCUGUUUAUGACGGUGUCGCGGACGGGAUUAUUAUUUUAUUUUAAUAAAGUGAGAAUUUGUUUUGAAAAAUAUUACAAAAAUUAUUCUACAAUACUGAAAUAUUAAGAAAUCAAUGUGAAGGGUUGUAUAUUCGAUAAAAGAGAAAACACCAGAAAUGCGACGGUAAACGAACGCAGUGAUUUUAAGUGAAAAAAAAUGUGAGCAAAAUGUAUGCUUACAAAAUAUAAAAAAAGCAAAAACAAAUUUAAAUAAAUAAAAAAAAAACAGUCACUUUGAUGUUUUAAGUGGUUUCGUAUAUAAGAAUUUAUGCAUAAACCAAAGUGGUUGAAAUAUUAAAUAAACUAAACGUAAACAAGCUCAGCGAACUGUUUUGCACCAACUCACAACAGUUUGAGUAGCACUUGUUUUUCUUACAACUUUACUCUACGUAAAGCGUCCAAAAACAGUGACAGUGACGCAUUUACAAAUCGAACUUUCGCGUAUUACUUUCAAUCCUUUUUAAGCCAUCAAAAUGAUGAUGAACGCUUUUAUCGAUCCCACGCCCUCCCAGCACCAUCUGGCUACUUAUGGGCUGCGUAUGUCACCGACUACGCCGACCAAUCAAUCGGAUUUACUGGGUGGCAGCGCGCAACAACAACAUGCACAGCAACAACAGCAGCAACAACAACAAGUGCAACAGCAGCAGCAACAACAAGCGCAACAGCAGCAAUCCCAACAACAACAGGCACAGCAAUUGGACACCAGCGGUCUGAUGUCCUCAGCAAUGUCGCUGGGCACCAGCGUCAGUGACAUGUCGUCGCCCGUAAGCGCGUCAGCCGCCAGUGCUGCCGCCUAUCAGAACAGCGGCUACAGCCACUUCAAUACACAACUCGGUUCGGCGUAUUCAUCACGUGAUUUUUUGCUUGGUCGCCGCACAGACAACGAUUACAUGACCGGUGCCGCAACAACGCAACUGGUCGGUCAAAGUGCCGCCACCACCGCUGCAACGGCCGACUCAAUGCUAUUUCCCUCAUUUCCCGCCACACAUGCUCAGCAUCCCGAUUUGACCACAUCCUUUGGCAAUCACCCCUUCCAUGCGGCGGCACAUCAUCAUGCCGCGGCCGCGCAUCAUCAUCAACAUCAGAUGCGCAUGGGCAUGGCCGACUAUGCGCAUCCGUAUGCACAUCACGCACAACAUCAUACAAAUUUUCCGUCGGUGCAUCAUCAUCAACAUCCCGCCAUGUCCAUGCAUCCAGCUGGUGCGGGCGCUUUUCUACGCUAUAUGCGCCACCAGCCGUCGGCAGCGUCUGCCAUUAAGCAAGAGAUGCAAUGCCUUUGGGUGGAUCCGGAUCAACCGGGCGGUCCGAACGGCCGCAAGACAUGCAAUAAGAUCUUUCACACCAUGCACGAUAUUGUCACCCAUCUAACGGUGGAGCAUGUCGGCGGACCAGAGUGCACAACGCAUGCCUGCUACUGGAUCGGUUGUUCGCGCAACGGUCGCCCCUUUAAAGCCAAAUACAAAUUGGUCAAUCAUAUACGCGUGCACACGGGCGAGAAACCGUUUGCCUGCCCGCAUCCCGGUUGCGGCAAGGUGUUCGCACGCAGCGAGAAUCUCAAGAUACACAAGCGGACGCAUACCGGUGAAAAACCCUUCAAAUGCGAACACGAGGGCUGUGAUCGCCGCUUCGCCAACUCUUCGGAUCGGAAGAAGCACUCGCAUGUGCACACAUCGGACAAACCGUACAAUUGUCGCAUCAAUGGCUGUGAUAAAUCUUAUACUCAUCCCUCAUCGCUGCGUAAACACAUGAAGGUGCAUGGCAAUAUCGAUGAGAAGUCUCCCUCACAUGGCUAUGAUAGCGACGGCGAUGAGUCCUCCUCGUCCAGCAUUGUGACCGGCGGCGCGCAAACACCACCGUCCGCACGCUUAAAUGUCGACAAUAACAACGGCAUCGGUAACAAGUCCUCACCGCACUCCAUUAAAUCGGAACCGAGCAAUCACAGUAUUGGCGGCAUGCAUGGCGUCAUACAUUUGGGUGCCUCGAGCGGUGGCAGCAGCUCCACGAGCAGUUCACAUCUACAUCACUCGCAUGCGCAUCACAGCACUAGCGGCGCUGGCAAUGGCGGCAGUGGUGGCGCGAACAACAAUAACAAUAACAACAGUCACUCAGCCAAAUCGCCAGCGUUACAAUUGAUGGCGUCCUCAGCCGCGGCAGCAUACUUAGCACCACCACUGGGACCACCGCCCUCACUAUCGGCAGCGGCCACACAUCACCAUCAUCAUCACCAGCAAGCGGCAUCGCCAGGCAGCAGUAAUGCGGCAGCCGCUUCAAUGCUUGUCACCGGUCAUCACAAUCAUCAUUUGCUUUAUCAUCCGGCGGCGCAACAUCAUCCGCCCAGCGAUUGGUAUCACACAGCAACACCGCCGGCCGCCGCUGAUGCAAUGAAUCCGCUCAAUCAUUUCGGUCAUCAUCAUCAUCAUCACCAUCUGAUGCAUCCGGGUGCCGCAACCGCCUAUUGAAAUUGGUGAACUGUGCAAGCGAGAGGGUGAGCGUAAGCACCGAAGAAGUUAAGGGCGAGAGCACUUGUUUGUGUGGCCCGUCGCACAUAUGUAUGUAUGUAUGUGUGUGCUAUGUGCUGGGCUGUGCAGUGUUAACGACUAUUGGCGAACUCUUUGUCGCUCAGCCGACUAAUGUGGUAAUCGUAGUGUGAGUAAUCAGUGGAAUUAAACCAAAUAUUUUUAGCUCUGCCGCACAUACACACAUACACAUACCAUAUAUACCAUCUAACGAACGGGCAUUGUAAUUGUAUUCAGCAAAAUGAUAUCGAGUUUUAACAUUUGGCACUGUAACAUACAUUUUUACCUUUAUAUAUGUCAAUACGUACAUAUAUGAUUGUCGAGCUUUAUAUUUUUGAGUGAAAAGUUAAGGUUUUAACUGCAAUAAAUUCGAAAAUGUUUUUGUCAUUUGUUUUGUGAUUCAAGAAAACAGUUUUUAUUUUAAAAUUUAUUAUGUUGCAAACAUGUCUUUUAUUUAGGCAAUCAGCGAAGUUUACAUACAUAUGUACAAAGGUGAAAAAUUAUUAACUAACUCCCUCAAGAGGGCAUAUUUCGAUUUAUCUGAACCAAAUAAAGUGGAAAGUGUUAUACAAUAAAAAAUAUGUAUGUAUAUAUAGAUACAUACAUUUCUUAUAUACAUUAUUUUUUUUUUAUUUCUAUGUCUAUACAAAAUUCACAUCACUUGCUUAACUUCAUUUCAUCUUGCCCAUAAUGGAUUUCCGAUAAAACUUUUUCGUGCAAUGAAAAGAAAUAAUUUUUUUUCCUGAACAAAAAUCCAAACCAUACUCAAAUUCUCACCGCCACUGUAGCAUAGUGGGGAAAAUCCCUCUAAAAUACGUAAGAAAAAAUGUCUGCCUUAAAUGUACUUUCUACGCCGCUUCAAAAGUAAAUAAAAUUUGUAAAUCAUCUGGCAUUAUAUUACAUAUACUUACGUAUGUA
Messenger RNA from Bactrocera tryoni, 3635 nucleotides. It is a transcript of the gene opa, whose product is annotated as pair-rule protein odd-paired. Lineage: Eukaryota; Metazoa; Arthropoda; Insecta; Diptera; Tephritidae. The coding region runs from base 675 to 2660 and encodes 661 amino acids. Gene Ontology annotation, cellular component: nucleus. The transcript is spliced from 3 exons. The record is from RefSeq and is a predicted model, not a curated record. Gene Ontology annotation, molecular function: RNA polymerase II cis-regulatory region sequence-specific DNA binding; DNA-binding transcription factor activity, RNA polymerase II-specific. Gene Ontology annotation, biological process: regulation of transcription by RNA polymerase II; central nervous system development.